This is a messenger RNA of Folsomia candida, 1226 nucleotides long. RefSeq lists its product as uncharacterized. NCBI's taxonomy places the organism in Eukaryota, Metazoa, Arthropoda, Collembola, Entomobryomorpha, Isotomidae. The record is from RefSeq and is a predicted model, not a curated record. Bases 192 to 1016 code for a protein of 274 amino acids. The transcript has 2 exons.
GAGUGGACCGGAAGUGAGCUAUGAUGCGUUAAGAUUGAUAUGUAUAUGAGUAAUAUGUAAAAGGUUAGAUUUUUGGUCAUUUGGUCAUUCAACUUGAAACAAGUAGGAUCGUUCCGUGUGGGGAAAUAGUGAUACGUGAUUUAGGAAAUUUUGAAAAUUUGAAGUUUUUGAAUUUGAAGUUGUUCCUAAAAAUGGAGAGCAGAAAAGUGUUUGUGAUUUUCGUAUCCACGAUUUUACUCGGGCAGGAUUAUGCGUCCGCCGGAUUAUUGCAGAGUAUAAGGGACGCCGCAUUUCUUAAAGAUGAGGACACCGUCGCCCGCUCGAACUACGGGGUGACGCCGCUCUUCGCCAACACCCCGACGGAGCCGGAACCCUCCUUUUUCGAGAAAUAUUACCCCUCCGUCCUCCCCUCAGACCGGUCUUCGUCCUCGUCCUCCACCCCUUCCCUGCCACCGCCCUGCCCGCCCGGCGACUUUCUCUGCCUCGCCCAGAGAAACAUGAAGCACACGCUGGGCUCCGAAAUGACCAACGCCAUCGUCAAAAGCGUCGCCACCCUCAUGACAGAAAUGCUCAAUACGACGAUCUCCCGCAGUUUGGACAUCGUCCAGAAAGCGCAGGGAUCGCAUGAUGCGCAAAAGGAGGCGGAAGCGAGGGCCGCGAUGAGCGCGGUGGGCACGGCGCUGUCCACCGUGAGCACGAAAGUGAUCCAGGGCGUGGCAUCGUUUGUGAAGGUGUCGCUGUCAGGAGCGAUGUGGGAUUUGUUUGGGAAUGUGAUGAAGGCUGCGACGGGGGGAGUGGGGGCAGGAGGGGCAAUGGGGGGAAUGGGGGGAGGUGCGAGAGUGUUGGGCGGCGAUAAGGUACAAGAUAAGCCCGUACCCGUUUUUGUGCAGGACCCGAAACCGGUGGGGCUGAGUGACCCGGUUCUUAUCACGCCGAGCAAUAUGUAUAUUCCGACCCAGAAUGGGAACGAGAUUAAGAGGAGGGCGGGUAUCGGGGAGAAGGGGGGCGAAGAAUGAGGAGACCGAUGGAACGUGGUCAUAAAACACGAGGACGACACGUGUUAUGAACUUGUCUGCACAUUUACAUAAAUACACAAAAGAUGACGGUUUUGAAGCAUAUUUAAUUUGUGGAUUUUAUUUUAUUUUACGACGGAAGUGGUGUUAUAUUAUUAUUAUAUUUUUGUUGUUGGUAAUAAAUAAAUUGUUGCACGUUAAGCCAAAGGACGA